This is a messenger RNA of Strongyloides ratti, 2874 nucleotides long. RefSeq lists its product as hypothetical. The record is from RefSeq and is a predicted model, not a curated record. Bases 1 to 2874 code for a protein of 957 amino acids. The transcript has 4 exons. Lineage: Eukaryota; Metazoa; Nematoda; Chromadorea; Rhabditida; Strongyloididae.
AUGACAGUUGUUCUUGUUUCUACACCAUUUGACAACUUUAGAAUUGAAUGCCCUCAAAGGCAUGGUGUACAAAGAUUAAAUAUACGAAUGGCUGAGUCGCAAGGAUACAAAAGAACAGAUGCUGUCUUUUCUAUUAGUUGUGGAAAUAUUCAGGAUUUAUCACCAUGGGAUACAAUUCCUGAUAGUAUAGCAGAUAUGGAAUAUGAAGAUUGUCAUUAUACUGAAAGUUUUGAUCCUAUUUUAGAAAAAAAUAAAAAUGUUACAUGUGGAACACGAAAAUAUUUAUCUGGUAUUACACGUAUUUCAGGAACAAAAACAAGUUUAAUGUGUUGUAAACUUAGAACAAGAGAUGUAUCCAAAUGUAUUGAAAAACAAUUUGAAAAACCAUUAGAUAAUGUUGGAUUUGUUGAAAUUCAACAUGAAGGAAUGCUUAUUAAUGGUAUUAAUAUAAUGGACAAUUCAUAUUCAAUUAAAUUUUGUAACUUUAUGCCAAGAGCUGUUGGUUUUAUUUAUGAUGAAGUUGCUACAUUAACACCACGACCUACAACAACAAUACCAACUUCAACAACUGAAAUGGUAACUCAAACUAUUUCACCUAUAGAAAAUCAUUCUCAAUCAAUGUUUCCUAGAUUAAUUUCUAGUAAUGAAUUAAAAUCAAUUACAAAUCAAAAUGUUGAUUUUACAUUAAGAAAUAAUUUUCAAUAUUUACCAAAUAUUAAAGAACAAAUCAUAAAAUCAGAUGAAAAUAAUAGUAGAGAUAUGAUAAAACAAGAAUUUGUUCCAAUGAUGAUUGAUUUUGAGGAAGGAAACAAUAAUCAAGCAGCAAAAAAUGAAUUAAAUUUUAAUGAUGAUAACAGUAAAUUAAUUAAUUUUAUAAAUAGUAGUAAUUCAAACAAUUACAAUGAUGAACAUAUAGAAAAAAAUUUGAAUAUACCGUCAGAAUCAAUAAAUUCAAAAUUAUCUAAAGUUGAAGAAUUUCAAGAUUACAAUCAAAAGGAGGAAUUAAUAAAUGAUGGAAGACAAACCGAAAUAACUACAUCAGAAUUAAAGAAAGAAAAUUCAAUUGGUAAUAUAACUACAAUUGAAACUAAUAGUAAUGAAAAUAUAUUACCCCAAAUUGAACCAAUAAAUAAUUUACCAACAAUUAACUCAUCUUCAAAAUUAUCAUAUAAUACACAAUAUAGACAUAUUCAAACCAAUCCAAUUAUCAUUGAGGAAGAAAUAAUUAGUAACCAUUCUAGUCAAUUGAAAGCAUUAAAAUCAUCAGAAAAGAAAGAAUUACAUUCAAAUAGUUAUGAAAAUAAUAUCAAUAUACUAAAUUCUCUUAAAAGUGCAGAAGAACUUCCUCGUCCAAGCCCUUUCCCAACAAUUUCUAUGAGUACAUUUCAAUCAUUAUCAUCAACAAAUACACCUUCAAAUGAAAAAAUUGAUAUUGCUAAAGCAACAGUUGCUAAACUUCAUUAUUCAUUAAAAUAUAAUAAGAAAUAUAAUCAUAGUAGAAGUGCUUUUGGAAGUAAAAUUUUUAAAGCAUCAGAAGAUAAUGAAGUAAAACAAGAAAAUGAGACAACUACAAAUCAACUUUUGUUAACUACUACAACAAAAUACAGUACAACGCCAUACAUCCCAAGAAUGAGCAGAAAACUUAAAAAUAAAUUUGCACAAAAUAAUGUUGAAACUUUUACUAAAGAUCCAAUAACAUAUGAAACAACUACACAAAAAUCAUCAACAACAAAUAAUUUUAAAAAUAUAGAAAUAUCUUCUAUGGAAAUUAAACCUAAAUAUACAAAUAAAGAAUUAAAUGAAAUGGAAAAAAAUACCAAUAUUAUGAUAAGUAAAGUUGAUGAAUUUGCUCAAAUUCCAUUUGAUGAAACAUUUGUUCCAAAAGAUUCUUAUUCUAAUUCAGAAAAGAAGUAUGAAAGUAUUAGAGAACCAAUACAAGAAGCAAUUAAUGAACAAUAUCAUUUUAAUGGAUAUCCAUCAAACGAUUUCAGUACAAAAGUUACACAUUAUCAACCUCCUGUUAACCAUAAAAGACUUAAUAAACCUCAACCUUCAUCAACAUAUUAUGGUAAAAAUAUUGGUGAAGAUGACUUAGAAGAAUCAAAUAACUAUAAUAAAGGACCAACGGUAGAUGAAGAUACAGAUAAUUCUCCAUUUGAUGAACCAAUAGAUGUAUCAUUACUUCAAUCUCAACAAGAGAUGAAAUCAUCAAAUUUAAAACAUACUGAAGAAUUGGAACCACCUAAAGGGAUAGAUAGAGAUAUUAUACCACAAAAUUAUUUAACUUCUCAUGACAUAAGACGAGCUCCACAAAAAACCCAUAUAGAUAAUCUUUAUCAUCCAAAUGUAUUAGAAAGAAUUAGAAAUAUUCCAUCAACAUUACCACCUUUGACAAUUUUUAAACAUGAACAUAAAGAAACUCUUAUGCCAUUACAACCGUUAACAGUUAUUAAAGAAGACAUUGAUACAACAAAAAGAAAUUAUAACAAUGAUGAUAGUCUAACAACAACAAUAGCAAAUAGUGAAUAUUUACUUAAGGAGAAUAAUUCAAAUAAUGAAAAAAUAGAAAAUAAUUUAAAUACCUUAUCAAAAAUUGAAGAAACAAAAACAUCAUUAUUAACAACAACAGAAAUUACAACAACAUAUAAUGCUAGUGUCUUUUAUAAAGUACCUAGAAUAAAAAUUCCAAGAAAAAAAGAAAGAUAUUUAACUUUUUGUACAAAAGAAGAAGCAAUAAGAGAUGAAAAUAAUCUUGUUAUAGCAUGUGGUGGUGAUUAUGAUAUAUGGAUACCACCACGUUGUCCACAAGGUUCUAGUUGUUUUUUGACUAGUGAUUCUACUUAUAGAAUUUGUUGUCCAGUAUCCUCAGGAUAA